Molecule: messenger RNA, 687 nt
Organism: Funneliformis mosseae
Lineage: Eukaryota; Fungi; Glomeromycota; Glomeromycetes; Glomerales; Glomeraceae
Source: the annotation of a GenBank genome assembly
AUGCCAGACGCACAAAUCUACAUACAAGACUUUAUGAGGACCGAAAAACCUCGACCUCAGAGUUCUGCCGUAAGGAGACAUGCACCAAAACUUGGUAAUCCCACUCCUCUCGGUCUUUCAGCUUUCGCCUUGUCCGUCAUGGUUGUAUCCAUCUACAAUCUUUUUAACUCUACACCACACGUUGUGGUCGGUGUAUCUCUAUUCACAGGUGGUGUCGUUCAAUUCGCUGCUGGUAUGUGGGAGUUCAAAGUUGGAAACACCUUUGGAGGAACUGGGUUCUCUGCAUUCGGUGGGUUCUGGGCUUCUUUUGGAGUACUUUACAUUCCAGCUUUUGGUAUCCAGGCUGCCUACGGUGCCGAUGAUCUCAAUAAUCUAUCGGGACAAAUAGCUUAUAACAAUGCUCUUGGAGUUUAUUGUAUAGCAUGGUUGAUAUUUACUUUCAUCUUUACAUUGGCUUGUAUGAGAACAAACGUGGGUGUAUUGUCAGCUUUCAUAUUCUUGACGAUGACCUUCGGUGCUUUGGUGAUUUUCCAUUUUACUAGAACGAUUUUCUUUUUAAGAAUUGCUGGUGCCCUUGGUCUUAUUACAUCAUCAAUUGUUUGGUAUUGUUUGGCCGCUACUCUCUUAACGCCUGACUUGUCUCCAAUCAGUUUACCUCUUGGAGAUUUGUCUCGCAAAGAUAAAUAA